AUGCAUGAAGUGGGCUGAGAAACCAGCUGCUCCAUAAAGUGUGUGAAAGUGGUGGAGAGUACAUGUUACUGAGUUUAUAAGGCGAUGCAGGUCAGGAUGCUGUAAUUUUUCUUAGGUAUUUUAGUUGUACUCAAGCAUUCGCGUUUUUAUUUGAUCUGCAUAUACAGUUGCAUCUGUAAUGGAACGGUGCUAUUUCAAACAAAGCAGUCACUCCAUGGCUCACCUCGCCUCUUUCCCGGCUGGGAGUGCGCUGACAGCCGGCCAUUCCACAGUGCAGUCUUCGGUCAAGACUCGGCAUGCGGUGAAGAGGCAUCACCACAAACACAACAUCAAACACAGAUACGAGUUUCUGGAGACUCUGGGCAAAGGGACUUACGGGAAAGUCAAAAAAGCAGUGGAGAGAUCCGGGAGAGUGGUCGCCAUCAAAUCGAUCCGGAAGGAGAAGAUCAAAGACGAGCAGGAUCUAAUCCACAUCCGUCGCGAGAUUGAGAUUAUGUCUUCACUCAGUCACCCCCACAUCAUCACCAUCUACGAAGUGUUUGAGAACAAGGACAAGAUCGUGAUUGUGAUGGAGUAUGCCAGCAAAGGUGACCUGUACGACUACAUCUGUGAGAAGCAGAGACUGAGCGAGCAGGAGGCCCGUCACUUCUUCAGACAGAUCGUCUCUGCUGUGCACUACUGUCACCGGAAUGGAAUUGUGCAUCGGGAUCUGAAACUGGAAAACAUUCUGCUUGACGGGAAUGGGAAUAUCAAGAUUGCAGAUUUCGGGCUCUCCAACCUGUACCGCCGUGACGAGUACCUGCAGACAUUCUGCGGCAGCCCCCUGUACGCCUCCCCGGAGAUCGUGACGGGCCAGCCGUACCGCGGGCCGGAGGUGGACAGCUGGUCCCUGGGGGUCCUGCUCUACACGCUGGUCCACGGUGCCAUGCCCUUCGACGGACACGACUACAAGAACCUGGUGAAGCAGAUCACCAGCGGGCAGUACCGCGAGCCGACCAAACCCUCCGAUGCCUCUGGCCUGAUUCGCUGGAUGCUGAUGGUGAACCCGGAGCGGCGUGCCACGGUAGAGGACGUGGCUGGGCACUGGUGGCUGAACUGGGGAUACCGCUGCCCCCUGCUGGGAGAGGGCAAGUCUUUGGCAUCAGCGAAGCAUGGCUCAGUGGAGGCUGCCGACGUGUCGGAUUCUGCAGGGGGCCUGGCGGGCAUCGCUGACUGGCUGCGACGCACGUCCCGCCCCCUCUUCGAAAACGGCUCCAAGGUGCGCUGCCUGCUGAGGCCACAGGGGGGCGUGGUGCUGCGCCAGCGCUCGGUGAGGAAGUCCCGCAAGGCGAACGAUGUGUCCCAGACGCUGCAGGACGGGAGUUCCUGCACCAACAAGCAGCCCAAAGGGAUCCUGAAAAAGAGGGGAAGCUUCAGGCAAAAAACACAGGCUGCCCCUGCCGUCGACCCCGUCAAGAUGGAAGAUGCCAAAAUGGAAGACCCCUUUUCCGAUUCCGAAAUGUCACCCCCAACUCCUCCAGCCUCUCCAGUAAACCCGGCCGCUCCCAAGAAAGGCAUCCUGAAGAAGCCUCUGAAGCGAGAGUCCGGCUACUACUCCUCCCCUGAGAGGAGCGACUCCUCCAGGAAUCUGGCCUCCCCGAUCACUCCUCCUCCCGAGGCUUCUUCCCACCUCCGCAAGGGCAUCCUGAAGAGGAACGGGAAGUUCUCUUCCAGCUCUCAGAGUGGGUUCGGCUCCUUGGACGAGCUGGCGGUGUUGGAGUGCGGCUCUACCACCCGAAACCAUCCCUCCAGCGCGAUCAGCGAGGACCGCAUCCUUGACCGACUGGAGCUGCCGGAGGAAGAGGCGGCUCCUGGGAGCGUCUGCGGGGCUUCGGCCAUGCGAGGCUGCGUCUCUGCAGACAACCUCCUGGGAUUGGAUGAGAGCGAGAGGGGGCGGCCCCACCUCUGGAACAUGCGUUGCUACGAGGAGAGGGUGGGCGACAGCGCCUUCUCGCUCACAGACUGCGAGAACGUCACAGAGGUCUACAAACGGGCUGUCGAGAUCCGCGGCAGGAUCAGCUGAGACUUGCCAAAGAAAAACACACCAACUAAAGAACCACUAAGCCAAUUUAGCAAAGAAAAGAGCUGUUUGCUUUGCCCCUUAACAGAGCAAGGAAUGCUGUGUCCUGACUUGAUACCAGCCAGGCUGGUCCUGGACAGUGUGUGUGUGGGUUUUUUUUUUUUUUUUUUAGGGGUUUAAAAAAACAGAGGGGGUUUGUUUUUUCCUGUUCGGUACCCUAUACUACCUUACCAUCCAGCAGUAAGGUGCUGCACAAUUUGACUGAGUAAAUCAGGUUUGUUUUAAAGGAUGUUUUCCUGCACGUGGGUCUAACUGGAAGAGUACAAGCGUACACUGCAGAGGAGACGCCUGGAGUCUCUUCGGCUGGUUUUAAUAAAUAGCAGUGUGCAAAUUUAUUACAACCACCCCGUUGCUGUGCAUGUGAAAUCAAACUAGGCUAAUUUUAGUGAUUGUCUAAUUGAAUACAUUUAGGCUACACAUGGAAUUUAAAAAUAGUAAGAACACAUGGCCACAAAUAGUAAAAUGCAGGAGACUUUUUAGAAGUUGUUUUAAGAUGCCUAAUUUAAAGCACAAAGUGGUCUAACGUUUUCACACAUGGGUGCCUAUUGUUUCUAUAUCACUGAACGUUGAAUUCUCACACCCAGAUGUUUUCAUGCAGGUAGAUAUAUAAAGGAUAAGUCUUGGGGAGUGUUCUAAUAAAUUUGCACAGUACUAAUAUAUAUAUAUAUAUAUAUAUAUAUAUAUAUAUAUAUAUAUAUAUAUAUAUAUAUAUAAAUAAUUAUUUUGUUGUUGGAGAGGGGUUCUUUAGAAAGACUUGGAAAGUUGAAUGGAAAGGGAAAGUUGAGACUGAGAGGGAGGGCUUAGAAAAUGUAAAGCAGGAAUGAACAAAAGUACUGUUCUGUCAUCCAGAGCUAUAGAACACUCUGCAGCGCUACAUUUAGAAAUACUGACGGGGAAAGUACAUUCCAUGACCAACACUGAGAGACCUCUGUAGUUGCAAUGUCAUUGAGCUUCUUCCUUAGUAUAAAAGUGUUUUAAUGAGCCCAGGUGUAGACUUGCAGCGGAGGAGCAGAUGAGAGAUGUUGUCCUCUCAUGUAAACCUGUUUCAGCAGGGUGGGGUGAUGGUGAGGAUUGCUGGUGGAUCUUGCUAGGUUGUGUAGUAGGUGGUCAAAGGAGACACUGACGGAGCUCGGCAGAAUAAUAAUAAUAAUAAUGUGUCGCUUUGUAAAAUGUGACCGGGGCAGAUAGCCCACCAAAGGUUUCUAGGACUGGAAAAUAAUUGUACUACUGAAACAAAUGUUACUGGUGAAAAUCUAGCACUGGAAAAUGUGAACCGGGCAGCCCAAACAUCUACUAGAAUACUGGGUGUGCUCCUUUUUGAUCUCCUGUUUCUAGUGCCUUUACCAAUCGGGGAACAACGUGUGUGUGUGUUCACCUGCUUUGACUGGAAGUUGAAUUGCCAUUUUGUACUUAUUUUUUUUUUUUUUUUUUGUUGAGUUUGUAAAUAUUUGGAAAUGCUAUACAUGCUGUGUAACGAGCCUAUUUAUUUAUUGGUUUGGAAAGCGCUAGAUCUGUUUUUAUAGAGCUCCUGUAAGGGGGUUAUGGUUAUGGUGGGGAUGGGGGUAGAGAAUACACAUGUUAACAUUUAACAACUAAUGCAAGCACAAACACUUUGGAAGUGGUUCGCUUUUGGCCUGGGACUUUUUCUAGUAGUGAAAAGCAGUUCUGCCAACCCUGAACACCAGUAUGAGGAGUUUGAUGGUGCCAUCUCAAGUGUAAAACCAAGAGGGAACUAGCGUGUCGCUUCUCUGUGAAUCCAAGUGGCCGUGUAUGUGUGUUAAAUCAUUACUGGAAGUCUGCAAACAGGUAUUUCUGGAUGAUCUGAAUGUAACAAAAGAAAUGUAUUUGCAGUAUAAGUUUGACUGAAACAAAUGUGAUGUUUUUGUAAUGGGUCUAAUUUAUUUAGUGUUUUUUUGUUCUCUUUUUGUUUAUUCAUUUUGAUCCACAAUGGGUCGCCAAAUAAAACAAAGGAUUUUGAAA
Messenger RNA from Acipenser ruthenus (sterlet), 4099 nucleotides. Its product is annotated as NUAK family SNF1-like kinase 2. The transcript is spliced from 6 exons. Lineage: Eukaryota; Metazoa; Chordata; Actinopteri; Acipenseriformes; Acipenseridae. The record is from RefSeq and is a predicted model, not a curated record. Bases 179 to 2062 code for a protein of 627 amino acids. Gene Ontology annotation, biological process: protein phosphorylation; microtubule cytoskeleton organization; intracellular signal transduction. Gene Ontology annotation, molecular function: ATP binding; tau-protein kinase activity; protein serine/threonine kinase activity. Gene Ontology annotation, cellular component: cytoplasm.